Molecule: messenger RNA, 3329 nt
Organism: Daphnia pulex (common water flea)
Lineage: Eukaryota; Metazoa; Arthropoda; Branchiopoda; Diplostraca; Daphniidae
Exons: 10
Coding region: 121-3054 (977 amino acids)
Source: RefSeq, a predicted model, not a curated record
GACAUGUUUAGUUUGGCCGAGUUUUGGUUUGGUUAUCUUGGAUUCUUGGUUCAAGAAAAACAGUCGUAGACUUGUAACUUAAAGUUGUAUGAAAAGCUGGCAUAGAUUUAAACUCAUUAGAUGUCUAGCGAUGUUCAGAUAAAAGACGAGGAUCAGCAACCUGUUUUAAAAUGCAGAAAGCCUUCUUCGUCUAAUGGUUUUUUUACGUUCAUCAAACAUGGGGGAAAAAUAGAGGAAGGGAUUGAACACAAUCAUUCUCUUGGAGAAAUGGGCAGAAGUGUUUGCAAUGUUGCUGGUUGUAGCUUUACAGUAGAAGGAAAAGAAACAAGGAGUCUAGUAAACCAUUUAAAGACACACCGAAAAGAAUAUGUGCAGUUUUUGUCCAAAUGUAAAGAAAAGGUUGUAAAAGUCAGGGCUGUGCCUCAUAAUGUAAACACAGUCGAGACAACAAUCAAAGAUCCACCAACUGUCAAAGAGAAAAUUGUAGCAAGUCCAGUUUUCCAAAUAAAUGGAGCUGCAUCACUUCCCUCGCCCAACCUGACAGUAGAUAACUGUGACAAUAAGUUACCUGUUCUGCAAGAAAAUGUGGAAAGGGGGUCACCUCAAAGACAGUGUCUGUCAGAACUACCUCUAAAUUCUCCUCUCACUAUGUCUGUGUUCCUUCCACUUGGUACCACUCUAAUUGUUUCGGAUCCCUCAACUCUAAAAAUCGUUUGUGCCAACUCCAGUCAAAAUUUACCGCCGAAAGCAAAGAAUUCGCCCGUUACCGUGGUCGUAGAAAACGAACCACUUGGAAAUACUUCAGCGUCCUGUGCAACUCCUUCUCUCUUGAAAUGUAGCCAACCGACAGCUAAUCGUAAUUCCCCUGUUGACAAUGGCGCAUUAGCGAUGAAAGGUAUGGCCGCAGAUAAUGUAAACCACACAAGAUCUCCUCCUGGAUCAUUUAACCUUGUACAGCCUUACAGUUGUUCACCAACAACUGUACCUAUUGAACAUAUCCGUCUUCAAGCAAUUCCUACCCCUGGUAUUGGACCGUCACCCUCAACAGAAACCACACACGUUUAUAAAACGAAUCCUGUUACGGCUUCCAUUCCCAUUGUACACGAAGUAAAAAUUGUUUCCCUUUCACAUCAAACUACCUCUUUUUCUUCCACUGUGCAUCCUUCCGAAGUCAUUGAACAGACUAAGGCCGUUGUUAAAAAUUCCUCGUCUGCUCAACCUUCAGAACAAAAAUGCAUUUCCCAGAGCAGUACCGUUCUUUCCACAGAAACUCUUGAUGCUAGCAUUACUGGGAGCGAACCAUUAGAAGCCGUCCAUGAGCAUCUAAAAGUAACCGCCUCAAAGAAACAACCUAGCGUUCUCCAACAGCCACAACAACCUUCAAUUCGGUCUCUUGAGCAACACCCCGAUCUGCUUUCUGUCAAUCAACUGGACACCACAAAAAUGUCACCACUGCAGGUUGAUAAUACGGAAAAUUCUUCUUUAUUAAUUGAGAAAUCUGCUCGAACAAAUGACAGUCAAGCUGGUUUACUCAGUAAGGACGUUCCCCUGACAGCCGUGUCUGAAAUGACGGAACUACUGGAGCCGAAUUCGCAUGAAGAGUGUGCGGCAACGAGCCCUCUGAACAGCUUUAAGAAAAGUCUGUCCAUGGCAACUGGCAUAACCGUAGCUUCGUUUGCUAAAAUCGGUGAUGGGUCUGAGGAAAGAGCUCAAACUGCUUUGACGUCGAUGCCUCCACCACUGGAAUCUAGUGUACCGGUUAAAGAACCUCUUGUAGCCGCUUCGACAUCACAUUCUGAGGAUUCCCCCAACAGUAAUAAAUCUGCUGUUAAUAGCCCUACUAUUCCACAUGCGGAGCCUUCGCCUAUUACUGAAUUGGACGUUCUUCAUGAUGGAUCUGUAUCUGGUACCACAAAUGUUUGCGACAAGUCUUCAGGUGAAACGGUGGACGAAAGAACGCAUCCGGUUUUCCAGUUUUUUAAAUUUAAUUCCGUCCAUGGGAAGAGUGAGUGCAUUGUUGAUGGCUGCGGAGUUUUACGCAAUGGAAAAAACCCGGCAACUCUUAUUAAUCAUCUGCGAGUAAAACAUCCUAAAAAGGCAUAUACCGAGUUCAUGGCCAAGUGGACAACAAAUUGGGCUCGACCAAAAAGAACGACAACAAUGGUUAACGUUUCCAACAUAGCCCAACCGUCAAAGAUACUUCAAUCAGCUCGUGCAAGAAAGUCCAAGAAGAAGAACUCACCUUUACUAGGCGAAAAAGGAAUUGAACUAGUGCCUUCUUCAGUGAUUGUACCUGAUUUGGUGUCGACAGGAUCGGUGGCUCCCCAAGGUUCUUCCGAUGGUGGACCAAUUUCUAACGAAAAUCCUUCAGUUGGUUCAAAUAUGCAUCAAGCAAUUCUUACAGAUGGCGACAACUCUGCAACCCAUAGCUACAGAAAAGAUUCUUUUAAUGAAAAAUUGCAUCCGGUUUAUCGUUAUUUUACAUUCCGUGAGGCAACAGAAGGGCCAGCUGAAGUUACCCAAGAUAGUUGUGUCAAAAGCCAGUGCAAUUUUCAGGGCUGUAACUUUACUAUCAAGGGAAACAAAAUGGCAAAUCUCAUGCUUCACUUGAGUUUGCAACAUCGCGAUACAAAGGAAUUUGCUGAGUUCGUAUCUUUGAAUGACAAAUAUGAAGCGCAGCGCCUUAAAUCAAUGGACAACCCGUCAGAUCGAAUUCAACCACGAAAGAGGCCCCUUGCGAAAAUUGCUGGCAACACCUAUCAAGAAUACCUUGCUUGCCGCAAAAAACAACGGAAAGACUUGGGCGUCGGGACUGCAAUGUCAUCCUCGUUGGUAAAGGGUCAGCAAAAUAUUCGUAAUCAACCAACAACUUCCAUUAUGGUGGUCGACCAACAGAUUUCAUCAAACGUUGCUAAUGAAGCAGCUGCUCAGUUACCUGUACACACUCCGGAACAAGAACUCGACUUUAUCGGACCAGACAUCCCUUUUGAAUAUUCUUCUUUAAGAACAACCGUUCGUGAUCAACCUUUGCUCGAUUCGACGUUUCCGAACUAGGACUUUCUACAAUUAUUUACCUUAUUUCUUAUACGUUUGGAAGAAGUCAACAAGUUUGUGUUAAUUUACUGCAAAAGGAAAGAUAAGCGAGGAUUUUUUUUUAGUCACUGGAGAGCAGCGAACCAUCGAGAAAAGAUUAUUUGUGGAUUUUUGAUUUCUUACGUCUGAAUAAGUGUUAAUAUUUGCUCGUGUCAUUUAAUUUUUUUUUUUUACAGUGAACUUAUUUUUUUUUUUGUUGUUAACCAAGAAACCAAUUAAACUUAACUUUGAUGUUA